AAUGGUGAGAAUCAGUGUCCUCAAUGACGCUCUUAAGAGCAUGUACAACGCAGAGAAGAGGGGAAAGAGGCAAGUUAUGAUCAGGCCUUCUUCUAAAGUCAUCAUCAAGUUCCUUAUGGUCAUGCAAAAGCACGGUUACAUCGGCGAGUUCGAGUAUGUCGAUGACCACAGGUCUGGUAAGAUCGUUGUUGAGCUUAAUGGAAGGCUAAACAAGUGUGGAGUUAUCAGUCCUCGUUUUGAUGUUGGAGUUAAGGAGAUCGAAGGCUGGACUGCUCGUCUUCUUCCUUCUAGA
Molecule: messenger RNA, 292 nt
Organism: Thlaspi arvense
Lineage: Eukaryota; Viridiplantae; Streptophyta; Magnoliopsida; Brassicales; Brassicaceae
Source: the annotation of a GenBank genome assembly